UCCUACACUCAGACCUCCCUACACCCCCGUCUCUCUUAGCUGGUGGUGCUCAGCCAAGUCAUUUUUUCUUAAGGUGGCGCCUGGAGGCUGGACUUCUUUCCUGAGAUCGCAUUCCUAGAGAGCUUCCUAUCUUAAUACUAACUUUAAUGCCGCAGUUAUUGAGCGAUAGAAAACGCAUGUCAAAAGCCAGUCAAAGCAAAGAAACAAAUCAACAAACCCUUUCGGUAAACGCACUGAAGGAACGCGGCGGGUGCCCCGGAAGCGGAAGUGCAUCCUCUUCAUGAAAGGCUGGACUACGCCGAGUGGUGACGUUACCUCAUUGGGCGGAAGGUUCGGUGGCAGUCAUCGGUCUUCCAGCUGGUGGGAGUUGGCGUUGCGGUGCUGGGCGCUGGGACCCUAGUUUAUGUGGGGUAGCACCUCUCUGUCUGAUCCCCGCUUUCGUUGGUUUCCUCCCACGGCGUGGGGCUUCGCGAAGGACUCCCCGGCCCCUUUGGGUCACGGCUGUAGCGGUGCCUUUUGCGUAUUUUCCAACCGAAUGUGAAGUACUGUGCGAAAACAUCUUCAAGCCCUCCUUCAAAGAGAUUACUCCUGUAACUCCACCUGUCUGGAAAUUCUGGACCUGCCACUGGAAUACAAGUUUCUUGUAAUCACGUCUUAAAGCCUUCAGGAUGGUACUAGCAGACCUUGGAAGAAAAAUAACAUCAGCAUUACGCUCAUUGAGCAAUGCCACCAUUAUCAAUGAAGAGGUGUUAAAUGCUAUGCUAAAAGAAGUAUGCACAGCAUUAUUGGAAGCAGAUGUUAAUAUUAAACUAGUGAAGCAACUAAGAGAAAAUGUAAAGUCUGCAAUUGAUCUUGAAGAGAUGGCAUCUGGUCUUAACAAAAGGAAAAUGAUUCAGCAUGCAGUAUUUAAAGAACUUGUGAAGCUUGUAGACCCUGGAGUUAAAGCAUGGACACCCACUAAAGGAAAACAGAACGUGAUCAUGUUUGUUGGAUUGCAAGGGAGUGGUAAAACGACAACAUGUUCAAAGUUAGCAUAUUACUACCAGAGGAAAGGUUGGAAGACCUGUUUGAUCUGCGCAGACACGUUCAGAGCAGGGGCUUUUGACCAACUAAAACAGAAUGCAACCAAAGCGAGAAUUCCAUUCUAUGGAAGCUAUACAGAAAUGGAUCCUGUCAUCAUUGCCUCUGAAGGAGUGGAGAAAUUCAAAAAUGAAAAUUUUGAAAUUAUUAUUGUUGAUACAAGUGGCCGCCAUAAACAAGAAGACUCUUUGUUUGAAGAAAUGCUUCAAGUUGCUAAUGCUAUACAACCCGAUAACAUUGUUUAUGUGAUGGAUGCCUCCAUUGGGCAGGCUUGUGAAGCCCAGGCUAAGGCUUUUAAAGAUAAAGUAGAUGUAGCCUCAGUAAUAGUGACAAAACUUGAUGGUCAUGCUAAAGGAGGUGGUGCACUCAGUGCAGUUGCUGCCACAAAAAGUCCAAUUAUUUUCAUUGGUACAGGGGAACAUAUAGAUGACUUUGAACCUUUCAAAACACAGCCUUUCAUCAGCAAACUUCUUGGUAUGGGUGACAUUGAAGGACUGAUAGAUAAAGUCAACGAGUUGAAGUUGGAUGACAAUGAAGCACUUAUAGAGAAGUUGAAACAUGGUCAGUUUACGUUGCGAGACAUGUAUGAACAAUUUCAAAAUAUCAUGAAAAUGGGCCCCUUCAGUCAGAUCUUGGGGAUGAUCCCUGGUUUCGGAACAGAUUUUAUGAGCAAAGGAAAUGAGCAAGAGUCAAUGGCAAGGCUAAAGAAAUUAAUGACAAUAAUGGAUAGUAUGAAUGAUCAAGAACUUGACAGUACUGAUGGUGCCAAGGUUUUCAGUAAGCAACCAGGAAGAAUCCAAAGAGUAGCAAGAGGAUCAGGUGUGUCAACGAGAGAUGUACAAGAACUUUUGACACAAUAUACCAAAUUUGCACAGAUGGUAAAAAAGAUGGGAGGUAUCAAAGGACUUUUCAAAGGUGGUGACAUGUCUAAGAAUGUGAGCCAGUCACAGAUGGCAAAAUUGAAUCAACAAAUGGCCAAAAUGAUGGAUCCUAGAGUUCUUCAUCACAUGGUGUGUGACUUUCUCGGAGAAAAGAUUGCAUCUGUUUUGGGCAUCAGCACCCCAAAAUACCAGUAUGCCAUUGAUGAGUAUUACCGGAUGAAGAAGGAGGAAGAAGAAGAAGAAGAAGAAAACAGGAUGUCUGAAGAAGCAGAAAGACAAUACCAGCAAAAUAAGCUGCAGGCUGAUUCCAUUGUUCAGUCAGAUCAACCAGAAACACUUGUAUCCAGUUCAUUUGUGAAUCUCAAUUUUGAAAUGGAGGGAGAUUGUGAAGUAAUUAUGGAGAGCAAACAAAAUCCAGUCUCUGUCCCUCCGUAGAAUGAAAUGAUUAUCAAACUUCUAAGGUAGUUUUUAUACCAGGAACUUUCACACUCUCUAUUCAAAGGGACUUAAUAGUUAUUUAUAUUUUAAAUUAUUAAGUUAUCUGGAAAGGGAAGAAUGUUCCUUUAUUCUUAGGCUCUAUCUAGCAAAAGCCAGAUCUGAAAUUUGGAUAUUUGUACUAUGCUUUUACUAUGUCAAAUUAGUACUUUGGUUUUAAAAUGAUCUUUUAAAAAAAGUUAAGGACAUUCUAGAACCCUAACCACCAAUUAAGAAGAGUUAAAUUAUCAAGCUUGUCUGUUAUUUGUGUAAGAAAAAAAAAAUAGGUAAGUUGCUGAAUAAGGCUAACUGGAGCUGAUAUUCGUAGUCUCAGAUUAAAAUGAGGAUUUUUCCCCUAGAUCUUCUUGUUAUGUCUUACAUUUAUAUAUUUAACCAUUCAUUUCAUACUAAGGAUGGUUCACUGAAUGUGUAAUAAAAGGAGCAAUAUGAAA
Balaenoptera ricei (Rice's whale) is the source of this 2887-nucleotide messenger RNA. RefSeq names its product signal recognition particle subunit SRP54. Gene Ontology annotation, molecular function: endoplasmic reticulum signal sequence receptor activity; GTP binding; ATP hydrolysis activity. The record is from RefSeq and is a predicted model, not a curated record. Gene Ontology annotation, biological process: SRP-dependent cotranslational protein targeting to membrane; SRP-dependent cotranslational protein targeting to membrane, translocation. Lineage: Eukaryota; Metazoa; Chordata; Mammalia; Artiodactyla; Balaenopteridae. The transcript has 18 exons. Gene Ontology annotation, cellular component: signal recognition particle, endoplasmic reticulum targeting; cytosol. The coding region runs from base 669 to 2396 and encodes 575 amino acids.